AACACACACACACACACACACGGGCACAGAGGCUUGAGAUAAAAGGUCGCCCGUGUGGCAGCUGCCCGCACAGCCGCCAUCGGAAAACAACAAGCAAGAUGGACUUUUUGUUUUCGGCCACGACGUGGACUCUCCUGGCGCUCUUCAUCGCGCUCCUCGUCAUCUACGGCUACUGGCCCUACAACACUUUCCAAAGACUGGGCAUCCCGGGACCCAGGCCGGUCCUGUUCUUCGGAAACCUGCUGAGCUACAGGAAGGGUUUCAUCCACUUCGACAUGGAAUGCCACAAGAAAUAUGGCAAAAUCUGGGGCAUCUUUGACGGCCGUCAGCCGGUUUUGUGCAUCAUGGACCCGGCCGUCAUCAAGACGGUGCUCGUCAAGGAGUGCUACUCGCUCUUCACCAACCGCAGAAACUUCCGUUUGAACGGGCCGCUGUACGACGCCGUCAGCAUCGCCGAGGACGAACAAUGGAAGAGGAUCCGAAGCAUCCUCUCGCCCUCCUUCACCUCCGGACGACUCAAAGAGAUGUUCGUCAUCAUGAAGCGUCACUCUGCCAACCUGUUGAGCAGCAUGAAGAAGAAGGCGGACCUCAAUCAAGCCCUGGACCUCAAGGAGUUCUUCGGCCCCUACAGCAUGGACGUGGUGACCAGCACGGCCUUCAGUGUGGACCUGGACUCCAUCAACAACCCCAGCGACCCGUUUGUCACCAACAUCAAGAAGAUGCUCAAGUUUGAUUUUUUCAACCCGCUUUUCCUCAUGAUAGCCUUCUUCCCCUUCCUGGGUCCGUUCUUCGAGAAGAUGGAAUUCUCCUUCUUCCCCGCCGCGGCCUUCGACUUCUUCUAUGCAGCGUUGCAGAAGAUCAAAUUCAGCCGUGAGAGCAGCGGGCGAGGGACUCGCGUGGACUUCCUGCAGCUAAUGAUUGACUCGCAGAAGAACCACAACUCUCCUGAAGAAGACAUGAAAAAAGGUCUGAGCGACCAUGAGAUCCUCUCUCAAGCCAUGAUUUUCAUUUUCGCCGGCUACGAGACCAGCAGCAGCUCUCUCAGUUUCCUGGCGCACAACUUAGCCACCAACCCUCACGUCAUGAAAAAGCUGCAGGACGAGGUGGACGCCACCUUCCCCAACAAGGCUGCCGUGCAGUACUCGGAGCUGAUGGAAAUGGAGUACUUGGACAUGGUGAUCAACGAGUCGCUCCGACUGUACCCCAUCGUCCAGCGUUUGGAGCGCGUGGCCAAGGCCGGCAUUGAGAUCAACGGCGUGGUCAUCCCCAAGGACAUGGCCGUCGUGGUGCCCACUUGGCCUCUGCACCGUGACCCCGACCUUUGGCCCCAACCCGAAAAGUUCCAACCGGAGAGGUUCAGUAAGGAAAACAAAGACUCGAUUGACCCGUACGUGUACUUGCCGUUUGGCGCUGGUCCUCGCAACUGCAUCGGGAUGCGCUUUGCAAUGGUCAGCAUGAAGCUGGCCAUUGUGGAGAUCCUGCAGCGCUACAACUUCUGCGUGUGCGACGAGACCGAGAUACCCAUCGAAAUGGAUGUGCAGGGCCUGCUGAUGCCCAAGCGACCCAUCAAACUGAAGCUGGAGCCGCGCUCGUGAAGCUCGAGAGGCAGGAAAUGGAAAAUGCUCGCUCAGAGACGGACAGUGGAGGCUCCUCAAUCUGGAAAUAUGUUGCCUUGCGACACGGCGUCAUCUGUUUAAUGGUGAGGCUGCCAUGGAAAAUAAAUGCAUCAAUCUCGAAAAUAU
Messenger RNA from Hippocampus zosterae (dwarf seahorse), 1742 nucleotides. Its product is annotated as cytochrome P450 3A40. Gene Ontology annotation, molecular function: steroid hydroxylase activity; oxidoreductase activity, acting on paired donors, with incorporation or reduction of molecular oxygen, reduced flavin or flavoprotein as one donor, and incorporation of one atom of oxygen; heme binding. The transcript has 13 exons. Bases 99 to 1595 code for a protein of 498 amino acids. The record is from RefSeq and is a predicted model, not a curated record. NCBI's taxonomy places the organism in Eukaryota, Metazoa, Chordata, Actinopteri, Syngnathiformes, Syngnathidae.